GCGGGCGGGAGGAUGGCGGGCGGUGGCUGGGCGCCGCGGGGCUGAGGGGCGGUGCCGCCACUGUGCCGUGCCGUUCUGUGCCGUGCCGCUCUGUGCCGCGCCGCGCCGUGCCGCGGUCGGCCGGGCGCCGCUGCAGGCUGGCCCCCUGCGCCUGCCUGAGGGGCGGCGGCGGGCGGGUUGCCGGGAUGAUCCGGUUCCGGAGCUCCAGCAUCAGGUCGCUGAGCGCGGAGAUGAAAUGCACCGUGCGACUGCUGGACGACUCCGAGAUUUCCUGCCACAUCCAGAGGGAAACUAAAGGUCAGUUUCUCAUAGAUCACAUCUGCAACUAUUACAACUUGCUGGAAAAAGACUAUUUUGGCAUUCGGUAUGUUGACCCUGAGAAGCAAAGGCACUGGCUUGAGCCCAACAAGUCCAUCAUCAAGCAAAUGAAAUCUCAUCCACCAUUUACCAUGUGCUUUAGAGUGAAAUUCUACCCACAUGAACCCCUGAAGAUUAAAGAAGAGCUCACCAGGUACCUCUUAUACCUACAAAUAAAAAGGGAUAUUUUCCAUGGCCGUUUGCUGUGUUCUUUUUCUGAUGCUGCCUACCUGGGUGCCUGUAUUGUCCAAGCUGAGCUUGGUGAUUAUGAUCCUGAGGAACACCCAGAGAAUUACAUCAGCGAUUUUAAGAUUUUUCCCAAGCAGUCACAAAAACUCGAGAAGAAAAUAGCUGAAAUGCAUAAAAAUGAAUUCAGAGGUCAGAGCCCAGCUGUUGCUGAAUUAAAUUUGCUCCUGAAAGCAUAUUCUUUGGAAACUUAUGGUGUUGAUCCUCAUCCUUGCAAGGACUCAAUGGGGAUGACUACAUUUUUAGGAUUCACAGCUGCAGGAUUUGUAGUUUUCCAGGGGAAUAAAAGAAUACAUUUGUUAAAAUGGUGUGAUGUCUAUAAACUGAAAUUUGAAGGGAAGACUUUUUACGUGUUUGGAGCUCAGAAAGAGAAAAAGACUGUGCUGUCAUUCCAUACCUCUACACCAGCAGCCUGCAAGCAUCUUUGGAAAUGUGGGGUGGAGAACCAGGCUUUUUACAAGUAUGCAAAAUCCAGUCAAAUCAAGACCAUGUCCAGCAGCAAGAUAUUUUUUAAAGGCAGUAGAUUUCGAUACAGCGGAAAAGUAGCCAAAGAGGUUGUGGAGGCAAGCUCUAAAAUCCAAAGGGAACCUCCUGAAGUUCACAGAACCAGCAUUACCCAGAGUCACAGCUCUCCCUCCUGGAACAAGCAACUCAUAAUCAACAUGGAACCUCUACAACCUCUCCUUCCUUCUCCCUGUGAGGAGGAAGAGGCUCCUUUAGAUGAAGGUGUCCAACUGCCAAGGGAAGAUGAGAUUUCAGUACCAGUGACCUCAAGCUCACCAGUUAAGGACACUGGGGAGAAUUUUGAUCUUGCCAUUGAACAGGAAGAGAAAAUGAAAGAAGAACCUUUAACCAUCUCAGAACUGGUAUACAGUCCUAGCGCCAGCUUGCUGCCCACUCCUGUUGAUGAUGAGAUUGACAUGCUCUUUGAUACCUCUCCAAGAGUAGAGUAUGAGAAAGAUGAUACAGAUUCAUUUGAGGAACUGGAAGCAGAUGAAAAUGCAUUUUUGAUUGCAGAGGAGGAAGAACUGAAAGAAGCUCGGAGAGCGCUUAGGUGGAGCUGUGACUUUCUAAUGGGCAACAUAGAGGUGAAUGCCUUUGUGAAGAGUUUCUCCAGACUUCUCUUUGUAGGCCUUGGACUGUUACUGUUUGUGUUCCCUCUCCUCCUUGUUCUCUUGGAGUCAGACCUUCAAAUCUCUUUUCUCCAUGAAAUUCGUCAGACACCUGAGUUUCAGCAGUUUCAUAUUGAAUAUUACUGCCCCCUUAGGCAGUGGGUGGCUUGCAAAAUAAACUUCAUUUGUGACAUGCUGGGCAGCUUUUAGAUUUAAAAUAAAUAUUGUAAAACUAAGGGCUAUAUUCAAAAUUUCAGUUAGUGCCAGCUUUCCAUAAUGCCCCUGGAAACAGUAGCUGUUCCAGACAGUAGAUGUCU
Pezoporus occidentalis (night parrot) is the source of this 2032-nucleotide messenger RNA. It is a transcript of the gene FRMD3, whose product is annotated as FERM domain containing 3. The transcript is spliced from 14 exons. Gene Ontology annotation, molecular function: cytoskeletal protein binding. Gene Ontology annotation, cellular component: cytoskeleton. The record is from RefSeq and is a predicted model, not a curated record. Bases 186 to 1925 code for a protein of 579 amino acids. NCBI's taxonomy places the organism in Eukaryota, Metazoa, Chordata, Aves, Psittaciformes, Psittacidae.